AUGUAGUUUAAUUACUAAUAAUUUUUAAACUAGGAAUAAUAAAAUAAUACACUUUUAAUUAAUCCGUAUUAUAAUUCUUAAGAUUAUAAACUAUUAGUUAUUUAUGGAUAAGAAAUAAUUUUUAAAACAUUUAAUAGAUUAUUAUAACUAUUAAAAACUUUCUUGAGUGAUGAGAAAGAAUCAAAAAAAUAAUUAAUAUUGAAUUUAUUUAUAGGAAUAGGAAUACCCAUCAUGAUAAUACUAAUCCUUUUGUCUGCUUUGUAAAUGAUUCUAUUGAAAUAAAUGGUAAGGAGAAUAAUGCUUUCUCUAACCUUUCUGCCAACAUUUAAGUUUUAGGAUAAGAUUGUAUUGUUUCUAAUUAAGGCAAUCCUUAAAAUUUGA
Paramecium primaurelia is the source of this 381-nucleotide messenger RNA. Lineage: Eukaryota; Ciliophora; Oligohymenophorea; Peniculida; Parameciidae. The record is from the annotation of a GenBank genome assembly.